Messenger RNA from Mandrillus leucophaeus (drill), 1798 nucleotides. It is a transcript of the gene HAUS4, whose product is annotated as HAUS augmin-like complex, subunit 4. Gene Ontology annotation, molecular function: microtubule minus-end binding. Gene Ontology annotation, biological process: spindle assembly; centrosome cycle. The coding region runs from base 1 to 1494 and encodes 497 amino acids. The transcript has 11 exons. Gene Ontology annotation, cellular component: HAUS complex. The record is from RefSeq and is a predicted model, not a curated record. NCBI's taxonomy places the organism in Eukaryota, Metazoa, Chordata, Mammalia, Primates, Cercopithecidae.
AUGAGCGCUAAUAGGGAGUCUGUGGUGGGAAUUCGAGAGGAAGCUGACCCUGAGGAAGCUGCGUAUGGUGCCCCGCAUGGGCUGGGCUGGGGGGGCAGCGCCUCUGAACCAGGCCCUGUCCGGGUUCCACAACCCGAGCGUCCCGGGGCGUUGGCAACCCAGGGCGCGCACCCGUUGAGGGGCGGGGCCUGCCGUUCCCGCCUCGAGUGUGGCCCCGCCUCCACCUCCUUCGACGCAGCCUCUGGUGCACUUUCGGCUCCUUCCCUUUCCCCGGCCUUCCAGCUUGGUCUUUCCGGGCCUCACUUCCCCCAGCCCCUGCGCCGGGCCCGAACGAGAGGUUCCGGAGCCCCGAGGGUCGGCGGGCGGGGCUUCGGGGAAGAGGAGCUCGGGGAGAGCCAUUCCGGAGGCCGGAGAGUCAUCGCCCUUGGGAAUCUUUGGCCGCCCAGACAGAAGGGAAUGUGCAGCAAACAACUUCCUCCUUGUAACCUGAGUAAAGAGGACUUGUUACAGAACCCAUACUUCAGCAAGCUUCUCCUGAAUCUCUCACAGCAUGUAGAUGAGAGUGGCUUAAGCCUCACCCUGGCAAAGGAGCAGGCUCAGGCAUGGAAGGAAGUUCGACUGCAUAAGACAACAUGGCUGAGGUCUGAGAUUUUACAUAGAGUCAUUCAAGAGUUGCUUGUGGACUACUAUGUGAAGAUGCAGGACACAAAUGUAACUUCUGAGGACAAAAAGUUUCAUGAGACCCUUGAACAGCGGCUACUUGUAACUGAACUGAUGCGGCUCUUAGGUCCUAGCCAGGAGAGGGAGAUACCUCCACUGCUGGGGAUGGAGAAAGCGGACCUUCUGGAACUCAUGCCACUCUCAGAGGAUUUUGUGUGGAUGAGGGCUCGGCUACAGCAAGAAGUAGAGGAGCAGCUCAAAAAGAAAUGUUUCACUCUGCUCUGCUACUAUGAUCCCAAUUCAGAUGCUGACAGUGAAACCGUGAAGGCAGCAAAGGUGUGGAAACUCGCAGAGGUCCUGGUGGGUGAGCAGCAGCAGUGCCAGGAUGCCAAGAGCCAACAGAAGGAGCAGAUGUUGCUGCUGGAGAAGAAGAGUGCUACUUACUCCCAGGUGCUUCUCCGCUGCCUCACUUUGCUGCAGAGGCUUCUUCAGGAACACCGGCUGAAGACUCAAUCCGAGCUAGACCGCAUCAAUGCCCAGUACCUGGAAGUCAAAUGCAGUGCUAUGAUCCUUAAGCUGAGGAUGGAGGAGCUAAAGAUUUUGUCCGACACUUACACUGUUGAGAAAGUGGAAGUUCAUCGUCUGAUUAGGGACCGUUUGGAGGGAGCCAUUCACCUACAGGAGCAGGACAUGGAGAAGUCAAGACAGGUCCUGAACUCCUAUGAGGUCCUUGGGGAAGAGUUUGACAGGCUGGUGAAAGAGUACACCGUACUCAAGCAGGCAACGGAGAACAAGCGGUGGGCUCUCCUGGAGUUCAACAAGGCCUAUCGUUGAGCUCUGGCAGGGCCAGGAAACAUGGCUUCUGCACAGCUGCUGCCUCCUAAUCUUCCUGCUAGUAGAACCACCUUCACCUGGGGCUGCCUUCACUACAAGGGAGUGUGGAAAUGCUUAUGCUUACUUGAAACACUGCAGUCAUUUAGGCACCCUCGUGGUUUCCCUUUAUUUUUUAUAAUGAUUAGGCCUCUUCUGGAAAAUCUAGCAAGCAGAUUUAUAUAAUUUUUAUGCAUAGCUGUGUGUCAGUGUCAGCCCUGUAUUAUAUUUGAUUAUCUCCUGAAUAAAGUUAUGAUAUUAUAUCUUA